Messenger RNA from Gavia stellata (red-throated loon), 867 nucleotides. RefSeq names its product TNF superfamily member 13b (gene TNFSF13B). Bases 1 to 867 code for a protein of 288 amino acids. Gene Ontology annotation, molecular function: tumor necrosis factor receptor binding; receptor ligand activity. The transcript is spliced from 6 exons. NCBI's taxonomy places the organism in Eukaryota, Metazoa, Chordata, Aves, Gaviiformes, Gaviidae. Gene Ontology annotation, biological process: immune response. Gene Ontology annotation, cellular component: membrane. The record is from RefSeq and is a predicted model, not a curated record.
AUGAAAUCCGUGGACUGUGUGCACGUCAUCCAACAGAAGGAUACCGCCUCCUCUCCCUCUGCCCCCCCUGGUGCUGCUUCAGGCACCACGGGACUUUUUUCUGUCACAUACCUGUGGCUUGCAAUGCUCCUGUCCUCUUGUCUUGCAGCAGUGUCUUUUUACCAUGUUAUCAUCCUGAAAACAGAACUAGAAGCUCUGCGCAACGAGCUGAUCAACAGGGUCCAGGCAAGGUCUCCGCUAGACCGGCCACCCGUGUCCCCCGAUGAAAAUAAAGCGGGUACCCCUGUUUCUUCCUUCCUGCAAGUGUCUGCAGCUGGCGCCAGGCAGGCGAACAGGCUUCCUGGUCCUGGCCCAGCUGAAAGCUUCCAAAAGGAAAUCUGGAACGGGAGCAGAAACAGGGGGAGAAGGUCUGUUGUCCACACAGAAGAAACAGUGCUGCAGGCCUGCUUGCAACUGAUCGCUGACAGCAAAAGUGAUAUCCAACAGAAAGAUGAUUCAAGCAUUGUCCCUUGGCUUCUGAGCUUUAAACGUGGAACAGCUCUGGAAGAACAAGGAAAUAAAAUAGUGAUCAAAGAAACAGGAUAUUUUUUCAUAUAUGGCCAGGUUUUAUAUACGGAUACAACAUUUGCUAUGGGACACCUAAUACAGAGGAAGAAGGCCCACGUGUUUGGUGAUGAUCUCAGCUUGGUGACAUUGUUUCGUUGCAUCCAAAAUAUGCCACAGUCUUAUCCGAAUAAUUCUUGCUAUACUGCUGGCAUUGCAAAAUUAGAAGAAGGGGAUGAACUUCAACUUACAAUACCACGGAGAAAGGCCAAAAUAUCCUUGGAUGGAGAUGGUACUUUUUUUGGUGCAGUUAGACUCCUCUGA